AUGAUUGGUGGAUGUUGGCGGAUAUUGGUUUACGGGGUUCUCGGUGACCAGGUUGACUUGGUCAGCGACCUGUACAUCAAAGAAUUGAAGGCCUUCAAGCCAACCCCAUUGUCUUCUGCCGAUGCCCAAUCUUCCACCAAGCCAUGGACUGUUCCAUCCCCAGCCAAGGCCCCUGCUUUGGAGGGUGACGCUGCCGAGGCUCUUUCCGAAUACGACACCGCUGCCGUUGAGACUGUCUCCGGCUCUUCUGAGGCUGCCGUUGUCGAGGAGGAGGACUGGUUUGUGUUUGAGGAGGAAGAAGAGCACCACCAUUAA
Kuraishia capsulata CBS 1993 is the source of this 315-nucleotide messenger RNA. RefSeq lists its product as uncharacterized. Lineage: Eukaryota; Fungi; Ascomycota; Pichiomycetes; Pichiales; Pichiaceae. The record is from RefSeq and is a predicted model, not a curated record. The transcript is spliced from 2 exons. Bases 1 to 315 code for a protein of 104 amino acids. Gene Ontology annotation, biological process: proton motive force-driven ATP synthesis.